AAGUUCCAACAUUGCAGCAAGUGGAACCUGCACUAGUAUAAACCCCCCUCUACUCUUCUCUUUAUUAAAAUCUUUGCUCUUCAUUUGGUCUCUGCAUAUCACAAAGCAUCAGAUUUUCUCCACCAAAAUGGUGCUCUCUCUCAAAGUCAUCUCCUCCAUCUCCCUCAUCGUUAUCAUGAUCUCCUAUCUAAACAUUGCAACAAGUCAAAACAUUUGCUUGAUGACUGCUUGUAACCGCACCGAGCCAGUGAUUCGAUUCCCUUUUCGGAUUCAAAAUCGUCAAUUGAAGGCAUGUGGUUAUCCAGGUUUUGACAUAUCCUGUGGUGGCUCCAAUGAGACCAUGCUAGAGCUACACUCUUCAGGAAAAUUUGUUGUUCAAGCUAUAGACUAUGGCACACAAGAAAUAUGGAUUAAUGAUCAGGGAAACUGCCUUGCCGAUCGAAUCCUUUCUCUUGAUCUCUCUGGCUCUCCUUUUAUUGGCCUUUACUAUCAAUCUUUCACGUUCUUUAAUUGCUCAUCUUCUGAUUAUAGGAAAUACGGGCUAAAUCCAAUAGCUUGUCUUAGUGGCUCUACGUACACAGUUUUUGCUACAUCUUCUUCAACGGUUGUAAGCUCUCUACAGAAUGGGAAUUCAUCCUGUAAUUUAAUCAGGGUGGUUCCUGUUCCAGUUGACUGGUCAUUUAAUCAGCAAAUUUCGUCCUCGGACCUUAGCGAGGACCUGCAUCUCACUUGGGAAGAACCUGACUGCGGAAAGUGCGAGUCGAGGGGGGGACGGUGUGCCGUCAAGACCAAUUCUAGUAAAGUUGUUUGCUCAAAUCUUCCUCAUCAUGAAUUUCCAAGUUCAGCUCUCUAUGCCAUCACCACAGCAGCUGGGAUACCAGGGGCAUUAAUCAUAGUAGGUCUCCUAUGUUUCAUCUGUGGCAGGGUCAAAUACUGUGAUAGAAGCAGCAGCGAAUCAGGCGGUCUGCCGGAAGUUGAUUCCACGGUUGAUACAGAAUCUGUAGUUAUUAUUGCUGGGUUGGAUGGACCAACAAUAGAGUCCUAUCCCAAGAUAGUCCUUGGCGAGAGCAGAAGGUUGCCUAAGCCUGAUGACAACACUUGCUCAAUAUGCUUGUGUGAGUACAAGCCUAAGGAGACGCUCAAGACAAUUCCUGAAUGCAAGCAUUGCUUCCAUUCUGAUUGCAUUGAUGAAUGGCUUCGGUUGAAUGCUUCUUGUCCCAUCUGCAGAAAUUCUCCUGAAAGAUUGCCACCAGCUGAAUCUUGAUCAAAGCUAUUGUAUCGGGUCACACUCCUUGCUUGCUUGUGUUAGAAACUUAGAAUAUUAAUAUUGCUUGUAAAGAUCUAUUGUCCAUCUUCUUUUGAAACAGCUGAAUGUUGAGAAAGAGGAGUCGGGUUCUAUCAUAACAUGGAUGAUGAUGCCUAGGUUAUAUUUGUAACAUUUCCACUAGUUAUUAGUCUUUAAGAGAUCAUUUUGAAGUUUGAA
This is a messenger RNA of Populus euphratica (Euphrates poplar), 1483 nucleotides long. Its product is annotated as putative RING-H2 finger protein ATL21A. The record is from RefSeq and is a predicted model, not a curated record. Lineage: Eukaryota; Viridiplantae; Streptophyta; Magnoliopsida; Malpighiales; Salicaceae. The transcript is spliced from 2 exons. Gene Ontology annotation, molecular function: polysaccharide binding. Bases 128 to 1264 code for a protein of 378 amino acids.